Molecule: messenger RNA, 1638 nt
Organism: Xiphias gladius (swordfish)
Lineage: Eukaryota; Metazoa; Chordata; Actinopteri; Istiophoriformes; Xiphiidae
Gene: prtfdc1b
Product: phosphoribosyl transferase domain containing 1b
Exons: 10
Coding region: 190-909 (239 amino acids)
Biological process (GO): IMP salvage; hypoxanthine metabolic process; guanine salvage
Molecular function (GO): magnesium ion binding; hypoxanthine phosphoribosyltransferase activity
Source: RefSeq, a predicted model, not a curated record
AAGGGUUCAAACUGUCCGGUGGUCACAGGGAACAUUCCUUCAGCACGAUGCUCCUCCUCCUCCUCCUCCUCCUCCUCCUCUCUCCUCGCGGUGCCUAACCCCUUGUGGAAGCCUCCACCACCUCUUUCCUGAGACAAGAGCCCUUUUUUUUUCCUCCUCUCCCCCCUGCGCGUGUCGGCGGAAAACAACAUGGCAGAAGUUGCCGUCCAAUCCUACGGAGGAAGCGGCGGGAUUGUGAUUAGCGAUGACUGGCCAGGCUACAGUCUAGAGCUCUUCAGCUACCCAGCUCACUACUCCGGAGAUUUAGACUGUGUCUUCAUUCCGCACGGCGUGAUUAUGGACAGGACAGAGCGUCUCGCUCGAAACAUCAUGGACGAUUUGGGGGACCACGACAUUGUGGUGCUGUGCGUACUUAAAGGAGGCUACCAGUUCUGUGCCGACCUGGUGGACAGGAUCAAGGCUCUUAGCCGCAACUCCAAUCGUACAAUCCCCAUGAGGGUCCACUUCAUCCGUCUCAAGAGCUACCUGAAUGACCAGUCGACAGAGGAUCUUCACAUACUAGGAGCAGAGGACUUGUCUUCUUUAACUGGAAAGAACGUGCUGAUUGUGGAGGCCAUUGUAGGCACCGGAAAGACAAUGAAAACUCUCCUGAAACAUGUUGAAGCCUUCAGGCCCAAAAUGAUCAAAGUAGCAGGUCUAGACGGAGAGAAAGGGAGAAUAAGUGACGCAGGUUUCAGAUUGCUUGUGAAGAGAGUGCCUCACAACUCAGCAUGUCUUCCUGACUAUGUCGGCUUUGAGAUACCCAAUCGUUUUGUGGUUGGAUAUGCCUUAGACUACAAUGAGUAUUUUAGAGACCUCAGUCAUAUCUGUGUGAUCAGCGAAAGUGGGAAGAUGAAAUAUAAGAUUUAAAGAGAAGACUGCAAAAGAGGCAACUGUCCCACAGAUGUCUUCUCACAGCAAGCCUGAACAUUUUCCUUGAAAUGCCAUACACUUAACAGCUGCUAUUGUGACAUUUGAUCUCAAGCAUCCCUGUUUAGUUAUAACAUUCCUUUUCUGAAAUGUUUAUCAGUUUUAGGCGAUGACAUUUAACUGAUUUCAUUUUUUUAAUCUUUUUAUUUUUUUUUUUUAGAAAAGCAAGUACAUGUGUUACCAUGUUUUAAAUUUGCAACUUCAAUUUUUUAGGUUUACAACACCGAUUCACAUGUAAAAUGUUUAAUGCUAUGGAACUGCUGCUGUAUGCCUUAGUGUGUUUUUUUCCUAAUGCAAAUGCCAUCUCAGUCUUACUUCUUUUUGUAUGCAAUGUAAAGAGAUAAUCAUGACUUGUAUGAAUGUGAUAGACUUUUUUAGGUCAGUGUGUGAUGAGGCAACAGAGAAAACUCAAUGUCACCUUCUUUUAAAGUGAAAGGGAGUUUUUUUUUUUAUUAGGAAAUUAGUGAUAGAAUUGUACUUUUCUCACCUGAUCUUUCAUUAGGUAGUUCUCCUGUUGUCAACUUUGAUGCUCAGGGGGAAACAAAGUAGAUCUCUAAACACUAAGUGCGUUAACUACCUCUUUUUGUUUUUUCAGUAUUUGAGGUGUAGUAGGUUACUCUGAUCAAUUCCUUUUUUAAUUUUACAUACAGUAAAGAAUUUUUAACAUUU